AUUGCAUCUCUGCUCCGGCCGGAUCACACGCCCGUCAAUCCAACACUAACUCCCUGCUAUGGCUAACCUACACUACAAAGUUCUCAAUCCUUUUGAACUUGUCGAGCUAUUUUACCGCGUCGUCUUUCGCCUACCAUGUCCGACUCCGAUGGCGAAUAUGUAGGUGGCGACCUCUCAGACGAUGACCUCCUCGAUCACCAAGUCAGCGACGGCGGCCGCGGUGGCAAAGAUGGCGCCAAUACACGGUCGGGCAAAUCACAAGGCGGGCGAAAGCAGCGCAGAGACCGGAAAAAAGCCGGGCGUUCCAUGGCCUGGGAAGCCGUGAAGCGGAGCUGGGAGGAGGUCGUAGAGGGCGAUGAUGGUAGCCUGACGGUUGGCGAACGUCUCGAGGCUGAGAAGCGGCGGCGGUUGCUGCGAGAUACGACGCCUCUUCAACGCGGCAUCAUAAGACACCUCAUGCUUGUUCUGGACAUGUCCUUCGCCAUGGCCGAGAAGGACCUGAUGCCCACGCGGCAUCGCCUGACUUGGAAGCUUGCGCGCGAGUUUGUGAGGGCAUACUUUGAGCAGAAUCCGAUUUCACAAAUGGGGAUUAUUGGUAUGCGGGAUGGUAUUGCCGUGCGGAUCAGCGAUAUGAGCGGGAACCCGACCGAGCACCUGGAACACCUCAAGAAAUGGGAGGAUCUGGAACCGCAAGGGAACCCAAGCUUGCAAAACGCCUUGGAGAUGUGUCGCGGAGCUCUCUUCCAUGCUCCAUCCCACGGCACGCGUGAAGUCCUCUUCAUCUAUGGUGCCCUCCUCUCAAGCGAUCCUGGCGACAUCCGCGAUACAAUAUCCAAUCUGAUUGUAGAUCGUGUCCGAGUCACGAUUGUUGGCCUUGCUGCACAAGUCGCUAUCUGCGAAGAGAUCUGCUCCAAGACGAAUGCGGGUGACGAGACCCAAUAUAAUGUGGCUAUAGACGAAGUUCAUUUCCGCGAGUUGUUCCUCCGUACGACGACGCCACCUGUCACCCGCACGCAGGCCCAAAGUACCGCUUCACUGCUGAUGAUGGGCUUUCCUUCUCGCACCCUUGCGCCGACCGAUACUAUAGUAUACUGCGCUUGCCAUAAUCUGCCCACCCGCGAAGGGUACUCGUGCACUCGCUGCCUCACCCGCGUCUGCCGCCUGCCGGCUGAAUGCCCCGGUUGUGGUCUGACGCUUAUUCUAUCCACACACCUGGCCCGAUCAUAUCACCAUCUCUUCCCACUACGCAACUGGGUAGAGGUGCCGUGGACGAAAGCACGAAAGUCCAAGGCUUGCUACUCCUGUCUAGCGCCAUUCCCAGAUCCACCAAAACGAAAGAAAGAUAAAGAUAAAGACCGAGAAGAUGAAACGGAAAGACGCCGGGCGGGGGAGAAGGAGGCAAGUGGUAGGAGAGGGGAAGAGGAGGUAGAAGGGAAGGGCAAGACGCAACCGAAAACCACAGAGCUACCGGGUGUUAGCGAAAGCGGGCGGUAUGCAUGCGAAGUAUGUGGCAACCACUUCUGCAUCGACUGCGACGUAUUUGCCCACGAGGUGAUACAUAACUGUCCCGGGUGUCAAAGUGAUACCAGGGGCCAGCAAGGCGAGGCACAGGCCGAGGGUAACGGCACGGCUGGGACGAAUGGGCACCAUAUGAAUGGCGCGAUGGAGGUAGACACGUGAGGGAACCCCAUUUUUGAGGAUUUCUAUGUGGUGGGAUUUGGACAUCAAUCACGAAGGAUGGAUUGAUCGAUCCGGCUCGAGAGCGGGAAAGCAUUUUACGCGACGAACGAGCGUAUUCAUGAGCUCGCUCUUCAUUCGCGACGGCGUCAUCAUUCAGGGGCGGCGAAUUUUUCUCUUGCCUCUUACUACACGUACAAAAGCAGCAAAUAGGGGGGAACGAGGUGGACGGGACAGGUCAAAUUUUGGCUACCAACCCAGAGCCCCCCCUGAUGCAUCUAGUAUACCUGUAGCAAUUAUUACGACACGACAUGCCAAGAUAUUUUUGCCCUUCUAUCGGAGAAGGAAAUUCCACUAUCACAGC
Molecule: messenger RNA, 2041 nt
Organism: Sodiomyces alkalinus F11
Lineage: Eukaryota; Fungi; Ascomycota; Sordariomycetes; Glomerellales; Plectosphaerellaceae
Product: TFIIH basal transcription factor complex, subunit SSL1
Exons: 2
Coding region: 136-1680 (514 amino acids)
Biological process (GO): DNA-templated transcription; nucleotide-excision repair; regulation of transcription by RNA polymerase II
Cellular component (GO): transcription factor TFIIH core complex; transcription factor TFIIH holo complex
Molecular function (GO): zinc ion binding
Source: RefSeq, a predicted model, not a curated record